Molecule: messenger RNA, 2161 nt
Organism: Odontomachus brunneus
Lineage: Eukaryota; Metazoa; Arthropoda; Insecta; Hymenoptera; Formicidae
Product: prenylcysteine oxidase-like
Exons: 7
Coding region: 634-1956 (440 amino acids)
Biological process (GO): prenylcysteine catabolic process; prenylated protein catabolic process
Molecular function (GO): prenylcysteine oxidase activity
Source: RefSeq, a predicted model, not a curated record
GUAAUUAUCAAUUAUUCUUAGUAUGAUAUUUCUAUAAGGGUAUAUUAAGGAAGAUAAGAGAUUAAUAUCUCUUAUUACUUAUUUAAUAUAAAUAAUUAAUUAAUAACUGCUAAUUGCGCGUUACGUAAGAGCGUUACACAAAUGUACAUGUACAUAUAAGCGUAACAAUAAUCCACUCCGGUAUCAAUAAUAUCUGGUAUAAUUUAUCUUAAAGUAUACGAAACAUCAAACUGUUAAAAUGCCACUUUUGUUUUUGACAUAUUCUUGCUUCCCCAAUCAAUCAACGAUUGUGAAAAACAUUUGGCUGAAAACGAAUUGAUAAAAAAUUUUUAGAAAUUAUAGAUUUAUUGAACGACGAGGUACUUAAAGAAUUGAAUAUAUAUAUUGCGCAUAUUAGAUAUGCAGAGAUUGCAAAAAAGAAUGACAUGCGUUAUAUGUAGAUACGUAGAUUAUGUGUAGGUAUAAUCGGGUGUUAUGACACAGAAGUUCAUCAGUUCUCUGACGAUUGGCGACACAGAAGCGGAUAACGAACUGUUUUAACCGUCGAAGAUUCUCAAUUUCUACACACCAUGAGAAGCCGUUAUCGGAGGUGGUAUCGGCGGUGCUUCCACCUCGCACUUCCUCACAGAGCUGAUGAAUGGAAAUUUGGAGAUUGAUUUGUACGAAGCAAGACACGUCGGCGGCCGAUUGGCAACUGUAACGAUUGGUAACAACACAUAUGAGGCCGGUGGUUCAAUUAUACAUCCCCGCAAUAUGUACAUGCAGAAAUUUGUCAAACUUUUAGGUUUGGAUCACGUUACGUCUGAUGAGGAAAAGAUUGGCAUAUGGAAUGGAGAUGAGUUUGUAUUUAAGGACAGUGGUUGUACCAUCGUAUCAUUUAUACAAUUAUUCUACAGAUAUGGUUUCCAAGUAUUUAAACUCAAAAGGGAUGUAAAUGAUGUGAUAACAAACUUCGAAAAGAUAUAUGAACUACAAGAUGCUGGAAAGUAUUUUGCAAAUAUCACUGCAUUAAUAUCAGCUGUGAAUGAGGAAUUCCCAAAGUGGUUGCAAAUACCAAUGAAAGAUCACCUUUUACAUAUGGGUUAUACAGAUAGACUGAUCGAUGAGCUAGCUGAAGCUAUUGUUGUUGUGAAUUAUGGCCAAGAUACCGAUAUACAAAGUUUUGUCGGUCUUGUAUCUCUAGCUGCAGUAGGUUCUGAACUCUGGGCUGUUAAAGGUGGAAAUAAAGAGGUGCCGGAAAAUCUCAUUUACAGAAAUAAAAACGUAAAUGUCGUGCGGAGCCGCGUCACGAAAAUUCGUUAUACGGCAGACAACAGUGAUUCGCAGCAAUAUGAAGUGACUCAUAUGAAUGAAGACAACACGGAUCCAAUGACUGCCAAAUAUGACAUUGUGAUUAUCGCAGCCCCGCUCACGAGUGAUCAAGAAUUUCCGAUAGAAUUCGUCAAUUUUCCGGAGGGUUUAGAGUUUCCAGGUCGCUAUCAGACGACGCACGCGACAUUCGUCAAAGCAGAUAUCAAACCAGAAUACUUUGGCCUACAGAAGAGCUUAGAUAGUAUUUUCAGUUGCAAUCCCACCAAGACGAUAAUUAGUUCAGUCUCGAGAAUGGUCUCUGGAUCAAAUAAGGAUAGCUCCCCAGUUUGGAAGCUAUUUAGCAGAAAACCACUGGAAAUGAAACUUAUUCACGAAAUGUUCUCAAAUGUCACUGAGAUGAGAACAUUUGUUUGGAAAGCAUAUCCCCACUACCUGUCCAACACACUUCACAACAGUUUUAAACUGCACGAUGCAUUGUAUCAUGUCAAUGCAAUAGAAUGGAUUGCGAGUGCAAUGGAGAUGAGUGCAAUAAGUGGCAGAAACGUUGCUAUUCUAGCAUACAAUGAUUUUCUCCAGAAACAUGGCCUCAUGCAGCAUAAAGAAAUUCCCAAGGAUAUCCCUAAAACAAGGCUAGACGAGUUAUAACAUUAUUUAUGCUGCAAAAAUACUUCUAAAAAUUAAAUUAUUUUUAUAUGAUAUAAACUACAUAUGUAUAAAUUUAAUAUGAAUAAUAUCUUGAGAAAUAUGAAUAUAAAUAAUUAAUCAGUAACUGCUGGUUGCAUUAUAAUCUUGCAAAGUAUUGUACUCGUUAGCUUUUAGACUGAACACAAUAAAGGAAACAAUACCUAUA